This is a messenger RNA of Vollenhovia emeryi, 2679 nucleotides long. RefSeq names its product dihydropyrimidinase (gene CRMP). The coding region runs from base 314 to 2149 and encodes 611 amino acids. Gene Ontology annotation, molecular function: dihydropyrimidinase activity. The transcript has 11 exons. Gene Ontology annotation, biological process: pyrimidine nucleobase catabolic process. Gene Ontology annotation, cellular component: cytoplasm; cytosol. The record is from RefSeq and is a predicted model, not a curated record. Lineage: Eukaryota; Metazoa; Arthropoda; Insecta; Hymenoptera; Formicidae.
UCGCGCCGCGCCGGCCGCGCUCAGUCGAUGCGCGCAGUUCGUGUUGCACGCGUGUACGGUGCGUGGCUACGUCGUACUUUUUCCACUCUUCCGCCGAGUCUCCCGCCCGCCUCACCGACGGUCGACCUCCCCUCCGGGCUGCCGGGCCGCCGCGUCGCCGAGAAGACCUGAGAAGACACCCGAGAAGAGGAGAGUCCGCCGAGUUGCACGCGCGCGCGUCGAGCGAGCACGACGCGUUUUUCCCCCCGCCGAGUGGCUUGCACACCGCAAGGGCAAAUAUCGCGAGAGUGCCGGUGGAGAGUGAGUCCGCGAGAUGAGUACUCCGGUGAAGAAGGUGCCCAUUCAUCUGCAGAGCGCGCAGAACAGAUUGCUAAUUAAAAAUGGCAAGGUCGUGAACGACGAUGGGAUAAUCGACAGCGAUGUCUACAUCGAGGAUGGCAUCAUCAGGCAAAUGGGGCGCAAUCUCAUUAUUCCGGGUGGCACGAGGACUAUCGAUGCUCGUGGAAGAUACGUGAUGCCCGGUGGCAUAGAUCCGCACACGCAUUUCGAGUUUGAAUUUAUGGGUACCAAGUCGGUAGAUGACUUUUAUCAGGGCACGAAGGCCGCUGUCGCCGGAGGCACCACGAUGAUCAUCGAUUUUGUGGUAUCGCGAAAAGACGAGAGCCUGGUGGAGGCUUACGAGAGAUACAGGGAGUCGGCGGAUCAAAAAGUGUGCUGCGAUUAUGCGCUGCACGUCGCCGUCACUUCUUGGAAUCCGAAGGUCAAAGAGGACAUGGCGACGUUGGCGAAGGACCACGGCGUCGGUAGCUUCAAAAUGUUUAUGGCGUACCGCGACAUGUUCAUGCUCAGAGAUCCAGAGCUGAUCGAGACUUUCAAGGCGUGUAAAGAGAUCGGCGCCAUUGCUAUGGUGCAUGCGGAGAACGGUGAUCUUAUCGCGGAGAAUGCGAAGAAAUUACUGGACGCAGGAGUAACCGGCCCGGAAGGCCACGAGAUGUCACGCCCCGAAGAGGUUGAAGCGGAGGCUGUUAAUAGAGCGUGUGUUAUCGCGAGUCAGGCGAAUAGUCCGUUGUACAUAACGGCGAUUUCGAGCAAGUCGGCUGCCGAUGUCGUGUCGGCGAAGCGGUCGGACGGUAUCAUCGUUUUUGGGGAAACCCUGGCGAGCACCAUCGGUAUCGAUGGUAGCGAGCAGUACAGCAAAGACGUGGAGAAAGCAAGACGUUUUAUUACUAACCCUCCGUUGCGGCCUGACCCAACGACACCUGCCUAUCUAACCGAACACCUGGCCCAAGAUAAUCUUCAAGUUACCGGUAGCGACAAUUGCACGUUCAACACCGAUCAAAAGGCCCUGGGCAAAGACGAUUUUACAAAGAUUCCCAAUGGCGUGAACGGUGUGGAGGACAGAAUGGCGGUGCUCUGGGAAAAGGGUGUACACGCUGGCAUAAUGGACCCCAUGCGAUUUGUUGCGGUCACCAGCACGAACGCCGCGAAAAUCUUCAACCUGUAUCCUCGAAAGGGUGUUAUAGCUGUCGGCUCGGACGCUGACAUUGUCGUCUGGGAUCCCAACAGGAAACGCACCAUUUCCGCCGAGACCCAUGUCCAGGCCGUUGACUUCAACAUCUUCGAGGGUAUGGAAGUGACUGGCGUACCUGAAUACGUGAUUGUCAGUGGACGUGUAUGCGUGGACGAAUGUGAACUCAAAGCUGUUCAUGGUUUCGGAAAAUACGUAAACACGGAUCCAUUCUGCGCCUACGUGUACGACAUGAUAAAUGACAAGGAAAAGAAACCACGUGGGGUCGCACGAACCGAAGCGGAAGUGAAGAAAUUUGCCGAGGAAGAUGCUGCAAUUGCAAGGGCUAGGGAACAAGCGAGAGCUGCGGCUGCGGCUGCUGCUGCGGCACGAGCCAAUCAAAACGGUUCGCUCGGUAGUCCAAAGAUAAAAUUGCAACCUAGCACUUAUGCACCUACUUUACCGGAAUCAGCCGUGGUGACACCAUCCACGAAAGGCCCAAGACUCGAAGGACAGAGGAACCUACAAGAUACUACUUUCUCUAUCAGCGAGGAUGUCGAAGAAGCACGAAGAGCAUGCAUUCGCGUAAAUAAUCCACCGGGCGGGCGCAGUGCGGGAGGCUUUUGGAGACAAGAGAAAUGACAUGGACAACGACGAUUCCUCGCACAAAUAGAAUGUUUAUUAAUAAUAAGUGAUGUACACAUAAGAAAAUUACAGUAUAAUGAAAUAUACUGACGGAUCGCAUUCCCGGCCCGUGGACACACACAUAAAUGUCAAACUAAUACUUGGAUCGAUCGCGAAAUAAAGAUAGGAGAUAGCGCGUAGUCACUUACUUUUUGCUUUUAUAUAUAAAUACAUUUGUAAUUGUAAAUCCUUAUGAAAAGUAUACGUCGCGUAUUCGAAAUUGCCGUAUUGUAAAGAACGUCUUAUCAAUACGAUUACGAUAUAACAUCACAAUCUAACAAUAAAUAAAGGAAUAUGAAGAGAAUGUAUCUGUAACAGAGAAAGAAUAACAAUAGCUUGUACUGCUUGUACUCCACAUCUUUUAUAUUGUUCAUUGACUUCUUGAUCGACUAGUUAUUAUCUCGUUUAGGUCAACACUUUGAUAUAUGCAUGUAAGUUUAAAUAUAUGAAUAAAUAAUGCAAAUCACCAAAAAUAAUGACAGCAUCAA